Molecule: messenger RNA, 1314 nt
Organism: Saccharomyces mikatae IFO 1815
Lineage: Eukaryota; Fungi; Ascomycota; Saccharomycetes; Saccharomycetales; Saccharomycetaceae
Gene: ENO2
Product: phosphopyruvate hydratase ENO2
Exons: 1
Coding region: 1-1314 (437 amino acids)
Biological process (GO): glycolytic process
Cellular component (GO): phosphopyruvate hydratase complex
Molecular function (GO): magnesium ion binding; phosphopyruvate hydratase activity
Source: RefSeq, a predicted model, not a curated record
AUGGCUGUCUCUAAAGUUUACGCUAGAUCCGUCUACGACUCCCGUGGUAACCCAACCGUCGAAGUCGAAUUAACCACUGAAAAGGGUGUUUUCAGAUCCAUUGUUCCAUCUGGUGCCUCCACCGGUGUCCACGAAGCUUUGGAAAUGAGAGAUGAAGACAAAUCCAAGUGGAUGGGUAAGGGUGUUAUGAACGCUGUUAACAACGUCAACAACGUCAUUGCUUCUGCUUUCGUCAAGGCUAACUUGGAUGUUAAGAACCAAAAGGCCGUCGAUGACUUCUUGUUGUCUUUGGACGGUACCGCCAACAAGUCCAAGUUGGGUGCUAACGCUAUCUUGGGUGUCUCCAUGGCCGCUGCUAGAGCCGCUGCUGCUGAAAAGAACGUCCCAUUGUACCAACAUUUGGCUGACUUGUCUGACUCCAAGACUUCUCCAUUCGUUUUGCCAGUUCCAUUCUUGAACGUUUUGAACGGUGGUUCCCACGCUGGUGGUGCUUUGGCUUUGCAAGAAUUCAUGAUUGCUCCAACUGGUGCUAAGACCUUCGCUGAAGCCAUGAGAAUUGGUUCCGAAGUUUACCACAACUUGAAGUCUUUGACCAAGAAGAGAUACGGUGCUUCUGCCGGUAACGUCGGUGACGAAGGUGGUGUUGCUCCAAACAUUCAAACUGCUGAAGAAGCUUUGGACUUGAUUGUUGACGCUAUCAAGGCUGCUGGUCAUGACGGUAAGGUCAAGAUCGGUUUGGACUGUGCUUCCUCUGAAUUCUUCAGAGACGGUAAGUACGACUUGGACUUCAAGAACCCAGAAUCUGACAAAUCCAAGUGGUUGACUGGUGUCGAAUUAGCUGACAUGUACCACUCCUUGAUGAAGAGAUACCCAAUUGUCUCCAUCGAAGAUCCAUUUGCUGAAGAUGACUGGGAAGCUUGGUCUCACUUCUUCAAGACCGCUGGUAUCCAAAUUGUCGCUGAUGACUUGACUGUCACCAACCCAGCCAGAAUUGCUACCGCUAUCGAAAAGAAGGCUGCUGACGCUUUGUUGUUGAAGGUUAACCAAAUCGGUACCUUGUCUGAAUCCAUCAAGGCUGCUCAAGACUCUUUCGCUGCUAACUGGGGUGUCAUGGUUUCCCACAGAUCUGGUGAAACUGAAGACACUUUCAUCGCUGACUUGGUUGUUGGUUUGAGAACUGGUCAAAUCAAGACCGGUGCUCCAGCUAGAUCCGAAAGAUUGGCUAAGUUGAACCAAUUGUUGAGAAUCGAAGAAGAAUUGGGUGACAAGGCUGUCUACGCCGGUGAAAACUUCCACCACGGUGACAAGUUGUAA